Molecule: messenger RNA, 3126 nt
Organism: Postia placenta MAD-698-R-SB12
Lineage: Eukaryota; Fungi; Basidiomycota; Agaricomycetes; Polyporales; Adustoporiaceae
Exons: 10
Coding region: 1-3126 (1041 amino acids)
Source: RefSeq, a predicted model, not a curated record
AUGUCCAUGAGCGUCGUCACGGAGCGGCCCACGCGCCGCACGAGGCCGCGCUCGUCCUGGCUGUCGCGGUGCCGCGAGUCGCUCCGCGCGAGCGUGCGCCCGCGCGCGAGGAGCGCGGCGGACGGCGGGCGGUCCUUCGUGUGCCGCGCGAGAGCGAGAUACGGAUGCGGGGGCGCGAGCGGGUCCUCGGACGGCGGGACGGGCGCGAGGGCGGACCGCCGGCACGAGUGGCGGAUGGGCCUGGGCUCCGCGAGCAGCACGGACGGGGACGGGGAUGAUGAUGGUGCGAGCGGCAGCAGCGCCUGCGCCUGCGCGGGAGACUUGAGCGACAGGAUGGAGGACGCGGGGCUGGUGAGCGCGGUCGACGCGGUCGAGCGCGAGCUGCGGCUGCCAAACGAGAACCAGGAGUUGGUGCGCGUCACGGUGGUGGCGGAGGACGGCUCCGCGGACGGCGCCGCGGACGCGGACGUCGACGUCGAGCCGAGCGAGCACGCGACGCACUCUCUUCGCCGGCACGUCCUCCGGGAGCUUCCCCGUGGCCGUUAUGCGCUCCUCCGCGGUCCACUCGACGACGUCGAACAUGCUAUCGUAUAUCGCGCGCUGCGCCGGGCUCAGCUUUGCCCGCGCCGCCUGGUCCGGGCGGCCGUUCACGGGGAACAGCGGGCCGUCCAUCGCGGCGACGACCUCGUCGAACGCGACGGCGCGGCUGAGGCUCUGCGAGUGCUGCACCGCGAGCUCGUGCUGGAAGCGCUGCAGCGUCAGCGCGUCCCUGUCCGGCGUGCCCGGCGGCGACAGGCUGUGCGCCGACGACGCCGGCGAGUGGCGCGGGCUGAGGGGGAGCGCGGUGUACAGGAUGUCGUCGUCCUCGUCCUCGCGCGGCGGCCGCCUCGCCAUGCGCUCGCUCGAGAGCGUGCUGUAGUCGAGCAGCGGGCGCUGGUUCAGCGAGCUGAAGCGCACCUGGCGCGUGUGGCGCAGCAGCUCCUGCUCGCGUGCGCGCGCCUCGCGCUCCCUGGCCUCGCGCUCGGCGCGGCGGCGCUGGCGCGCCUCGUCCUCCUUGCGGCGCGCGGCGUCCUCGCGCUUCUGCGCGGCCCUGGCCUUGGCGUCGCGCGACGCGCGGGCGUGGCGCUCCCACACGCGCGCGCAGGCGCGGAGGCGCUCGUCGCGCUCGAUGCGGGCUAUGCGGGCGCGCUCGCGGGCGGCGCCCUCCCUGCAGCGGCGGGCGUCGUCCUCCUCGAGGCGGAGCCCGCCGGGGGGCACGAAGGCGCUGGUGAAGUCCUCGUCCCUGACGGCGGCGAUGCGGGGGUCGUCGUCGCCGGUGACGUCGAUGCCCUGGAGCUUGAGGAGGAGGACCUUGGCGAGGUGCAUGUCGUCGAGGGCGUAGGCGACCUGCAUGCGGUCCUUGAGGGUGCGGGGCGGGGACGGGGGGCGCUCGUAGUAGUCCAUGGCGAAGUGUGGCACGGGGUACGCGCGGGCGUCGGGGGGCGUGAGCGGCCCGAGGGGCGUGGGGUCGGGCGAGAGGGAGGCGAGGGAGCUGGAAUAAGUAGGGCAGAGCGGGAGGUCAGCGGGGGAGGAGGGGGGGGGAGGAGAAUGUGGCGCGGACAGAGGCAGGGAAGACAAGCGGGAGGUCGAGGCGACGGGGUGGGCCAUUGUGUCCGCGGUGGCGGCGUGGCGAGUGCGCGAGUGGCGACUGGAGGGUGGCGACGCGUGCUGCCGCGGGUGCUUGUGUGGGUUCGAUUGUUGGACGAGAGAGACGGAUAUUCGGGCGUGUAUGGGCUGCUCGCUGGCGAAGGCGAGGGGCGAGACGUCGGGGGAGCGGCCGCGGCGGGGCAUAGGGAAGCGCAGGGGCGGCACACCCUCCGCGCCCUCUCUGCGACGCUGCCCGCUUAUGCCGGCCAUGGCGCACCCCCACGCCCCCUCAUGCCAUGUGGCGCACAGACUCCGAUAUCAACUCCUCCCGCGAUCGCCCCCUCCCGCCUUGGGCUCGGGACGCUGCUGCGCACCCGACCCUGCGCUUCCCCCGGCCCAUCGCCACACACCGGCGCACGCAUUAGUCACGCCCUUACGCGAGCUGAUCCGGGCCAGGCGCCGGCGAUAGCGGCAGCGGCAGUGGGCGCGCAAGUGGCGGUGGAUAGAUCUCUCGGGGCACACGCAGCGCGAGAAUCACGAAUCACGCCGCGCAAAACAGACCCUCCCCAAGUACUCCUCCAGCGGCCCACCGAACUGUGCGGCCACGCGCGCGCUCCCGGUCGGCCAUCGUGUGCCUGGGAUCUCGCAGCGUGUGCGCCGCCCGUGUAUCCACUGAGAUUCAGCUUUACAUUUAGUGGCGGCUCGCCCCAGGCCGCACGCCCAGCACACCGCACCGCACGCCCAUGCUUUCGCUGGGUGCAUGCUGCUGCUGCUGCUGCCGCUGCGCUGAUCACAUCCACGUCGCCCGGUCGCCGGGUGCGCGGCAGCAUUGGAUAUCGCCCGGGUGCAGCGACCUCGGCGGGCACGCUGCGUGCAUGCGUCCGCCGCGAGGCGGGCCCGCACGGUCCCUGGGACUGGCUUGCCGCAUGGGGCGCGCUGGGGGCCGAUGACGACGGCGAGGCAUCACGUUUCUGCGGUCCGCGCGGGCUGCGAGCGAGGGUAUACAGCAUACGCAUACAGGCUACAGCAUAUAGUGUCCGGAUAUCGCUGCGUCUCCUUGGCGAUGCCGCCGAUCCCGCAAACAACACAGACGGAUACAGAUCUGAAGCUGGCUGCGGGCGGGUAUCCAACGUCCUCUCCUCAUCUUCCGUCGCGGGCGCACCGUAUCCGACGGCUACGCUCGCACUACAUAGGAAAGGUGCGGUCCCGUCUGCGCCGCGCUGGACUGUGUCGCAACGCAAUUGCAUUGAUGCAUUGUGCGCCAACGCAACUGCACCCGAGGGCCUCGCGCGCGCUGGAUAUCGAUCCGGUGGCCAUCCAGGUGCUGCGCGCACGACUGACAAGGGGCACGCGGCAGGCUUUCCAGAACGCGAAUGCAUGACGCAUGGCCCAUCGGCACCCGCGCGGGUGGGCAAGUCACUGGGUGUCGAGCACGCCCGUCCCUCUUCCGACAAUACUUAUGUACCGGUGGUCGCUGAUGACGAUGCCGAUGACGGAUGA